Lasiodiplodia theobromae is the source of this 993-nucleotide messenger RNA. RefSeq lists its product as uncharacterized. The record is from RefSeq and is a predicted model, not a curated record. NCBI's taxonomy places the organism in Eukaryota, Fungi, Ascomycota, Dothideomycetes, Botryosphaeriales, Botryosphaeriaceae. The coding region runs from base 1 to 993 and encodes 330 amino acids. The transcript has a single exon.
AUGGCCUCCCUCACGUACGACGCUCCAGACCUACUAUCGUCCGAUCCGCUCCUGCCCAACGUCGGCCGGCAGGGCCAAGCACGCCAGGUGCUAGCGCUGCCGUGGACGGGAAAGCGGCUGCGGCUGGGGACGUGUUUCCAUUCGAAUCUCGCCCACACCGAAGCGCCUUUCUCGGACUCGCCGCCGCUCUUCGCUUCCACGUGCGCCGGCACGUACCGCCCGUCCGGGGCCGACGCGUCCUUCCGGUCCAGCGAUUCAUCUUCGGCCGGAUCCUCCUCCGAGCACCUCAGCACCGCGCUGGGCGUAUCGGCCGGAUGCCCCUUCCUCCGCGCCAGCGUCACCGGCCAGUACGACCGCGACGUGCUCAGCAACUUCGACGACUGCAAAACCUCGGUAGCCGCCUCCUACCGCUGCGGCACCAUCUCCCUCAGCACACCACCACGCCUCACCACCGACGCCCUGCUGGUGCUCAAGUACGGCGGCGGGCUGGAGGCGCUCAAGCAGCGCUACGGCGACUACUACGUGGCGGCCUACGUGCUGGGGGCCGACGCGGGCGCGCUGGUCAGCCGGUCGUCGAGCGCGUCGACGGUGGCGGAGCGGCUGCAAGUCACGGUCAAGCUCAAGGUGCUCUUCUGGACCGCCAGCCACACCGAGUCCAAGAGCUGGAGCAACUCCACUAGCGCAGCCCGCGUCUCCGUGUCCGCCUUCUCGACCCUGGGCCCGCUGCGCCUCAGCGCCUCGGCAGCUGGGGGCUCCGAAUUGCAGCGCCUGGCUGCCGACGCUAAGGCCGUGCUGGCUAGCAUCGACAACGUGCCGGCCCGCGUCGAGGCUACCGUGGCUGAGCUGGGGGUGCGGCCUGGGGAGAAGGCGGUGGUGGGGGAGGACAUGUGCGAUGGGCUUUGUGAUUCGGGGCUGGUUGUGGAGCUGGUGCUGAUGCCCAUUGAGACGCUGCGCGAGGUGCAGGCCUGGGCCACUAGCACCGACAUCAUCUGA